Ailuropoda melanoleuca (giant panda) is the source of this 3142-nucleotide messenger RNA. It is a transcript of the gene R3HCC1L, whose product is annotated as R3H domain and coiled-coil containing 1 like. The record is from RefSeq and is a predicted model, not a curated record. The transcript has 7 exons. Bases 104 to 2452 code for a protein of 782 amino acids. NCBI's taxonomy places the organism in Eukaryota, Metazoa, Chordata, Mammalia, Carnivora, Ursidae.
AGUCGAGGCCUGGCGCGCACCCCAGCGGCGCGAGCGGAAGAGCAUGAGCUUCGAGGAGGCGGCGGAAGCAGAGAGCGACGGCGGCCCCGAUUGAGGUGGUACCAUGCAGCAAGCAGCAGAGAGAUGCAGAGUUCGAGCCAGAAGACCUGACAUGGCACUUUAUGUACCUAAAGCUCGAAGGGGUGUAGUGCUGCUCAAGUCAGGUGAUGAGGAAAAAAGCUGCGGUCCACCUAGCUCCGUGGUGAAAGAAGAACAAAAAGAUUGUUUCUUCCGAAAGGAGAUCUUUAGAGACAAAUCUGAGACUCAAAGACUAAGCAUCAAUCCUGAUAAAAAGGAGCACAACCGUAGAGAAGGAAAGAAAUUUUCAGCAAAAUUAAGAAAAGACUUGUGCCUUCAAGAAAAAAAGAAAGAUAAGGUUUGUGUUAAGAGGGGAACCACAGAAUCCAAAGAAACAUUAUCCCAAGGACAUCAGCAAAGCAUCUCAAAUCCUGGGAUACCUAGUGUACCUUUACAAAGAUAUUUUAAGCCAAAGGAGGUGGAGUGUUUGGAGAUUGAAACUACAGAUGUGACAGGACCUGGGAAGUUGCUUCUGUCUCAGUCUUCAGAAAUGAGUGAGGCCCAGGUUCUAAACAAGCCACUCCAAAAUGUGGAAUUCUGUGAUGUCAGUAGGCAUGAAUUAAGGGGCAAAACGUUUGAAGGCAGAGGUUUAGAAAGCGGAAUUGAGACCGAUGCCAAGGCUGUGGAGAUACUAUCCCAGUUUCCUGGAGUUUUUAAUUCUGUGUUGAAACCUGAGAAUAUGACUGUACCUGUAAAACUGAAUUCUAAUUCUGGAAUUGUACAACAAAGCAUGCAAACAUCGUGUGUAAUGUUGACUCCCAGCAGUGGAGGCAUCACUGGUAUUUCUGUUCCUGGAAGUCUGGGUGGUGUCACUGACCAAACCUGUGUAGACUUUGAAGCUGAGAAUGUUGGUGAUGUAGCCAACAGUACAGAUUUCAUCUUGGGUCAGAGAGCUGUAGAUUCCAUUCCUGAGACUGUGGAUCCCAUCUCUCAUAAAAUGACUGUAGUCAGAGAAUUAGAGAGCAUAAAUGGCAUUUUUGAUCUGACAGUGAUUAGAGAGUGUGAGAAUGACAGCACUGCUGAUGACUUAUGUAUAAAGUAUGAACCUUCUGAUACAGUUCUCCUUGCUCAUGAAACAGAUACAGAUAGUGAGUCGAAGAGUGUAGGUGACAUUACCAAUAAGGCAUGUAAGGUGGACAUUACAGAUGUCCCGUCUGAUCAGAUAACUACGGGCAGCCCUUGUGUAGUCGCAGUUAGAACAGCUGAUGAGGCCUGUAGCAACACAGGUAGUUUCUCAAAAUAUUUAGAAAUGAGUCCAGAUACAGCCCCUCUUCAUGUAGCUAGAAAUGGGAGUGACAUGGACAAUUCCAGCAACCCGACUGCUUGCUCAGAUAUUUAUGCUGAGAGUAUUUCAUCUAGUUUCACAGAGUCAACAGGAAAGUUGAUAGAGAGCUUGUCAGAUUGUGCUUCCUCCUUACCUAUAAAGAAGAUUGCUGGUAGUAAUUGUAACACUUUUUUGGACUCUGAACUCAGUAUGUUAAACGGGACAAAAGUACUUUCAGACAGUGCCUUGGGCAAUGAUCUAGAUUGUACUGGUGAUAUAACAGAGGCAUUGCAUGAACUAAAAACUGCUGAAGAGUUCAAAACAAAAGAGGAAGAUGCCUCAGAGAAUAUAGAAUUUGGUGUAUCCUUUCCUGAUAUAGAAUCUGUAUCUAUGGAAACAUCCAUGGAACCGAAAGCAACGGAAACGUCUCGUGUGGAGGGAAGUGCUGCUACUGAAGAGAGCUGGGAGUCUUUGUUUAAUGAUGAUGGUGACUGCCUGGAUCCACGUCUUCUGCAAGAGUUAUCAGGGAAUAUGAGGAAUAGAGAAAGCAUCCAGGAACCUAGAUUUGAUUAUUACAACCAUCAAGUUUCUGAUAUUGACCUCAGUGAUUGUGAAUUUCCACAUGUCAUUGAAAUUUAUGACUUCCCCCAAGAAUUUCGUACUGAAGACCUCCUUCGGGUUUUCUGCAGUUAUCAAAAGAAAGGAUUUGAUAUUAAAUGGGUGGAUGACACACAUGCCCUAGGAGUAUUCUCCAGUCCAAUUACAGCUCGUGAUGCUCUGGGUAGUAAACAUACCAUGGUGAAAAUCCGGCCCUUGUCACAGGCCACAAGAGCAGCCAAGGCCAAAGCUAGAGCUUACGCCGAGUUCCUGCAGCCGGCAAAGGAGCGUCCUGAGACUUCGGCAGCCCUAGCCAGAAGGUUAGUCAUCAGUGCCCUUGGGGUUCGAAGUAAGCAGAGCAGAACAGAAAGGGAAGCAGAGCUCAAGAAACUGCAGGAAGCCCGAGAGAGAAAACGACUGGAAGCCAAGCAACGGGAAGAUAUCUGGGAAGGCAGAGACCAGUCUGCGGUUUGAACAUCACUCAAUGAAGGGGAUAGUUCUAUGAAUUCAGAAAAUAUUUCCAUAGUCUUCAGAUAGGAGGAUCCUUCUAGAGUUCUGUGUAUGUGCAGAAGUGCAUGUUAAUGAAAGAGAAAGCCAUCAAGACGAGCGCUAACUGGGUACAGAAAGAAGAUGGACUCCUGUCCAUCUUUGCUUCUAGCUGCAGUUCUUUGGAACUGCCCUACUGUGUUGGGCAUAGAAGGGGGCCAUCAGCCAGGAAGCUGACUUGUGACAGCUUGGAUAGGACUUCCAAGAGUCCUCUGGGCAGGGCAAGUCCCAUUGUUAGCCUGGCUCACACGUCUAAGAUGUCUGGAGAAGAUACAAAACAGAGGAUUUAAACCUGGGACGAUGGGAGAUUUCAGCCCUGCAAAGGCGGCGUGUUCCCUCGGGCCUCACCAGACUGAGGGGUGGUGGAGGGAGCAGUUCCCACAGAGAGACGGAGCAGUGUCUGAAGUACUUGGUCCUCAUGGAAUCGGCAUUGUCACUUGCAGAACUCCAGAGCUAGUGAGCUGCAGCAGCUGUGGGGUUUGCACCAAGCCAAGGCCGGGGGCUGCUCACACUGCACGGCAGCCAGGGGCCCGCCGCCUCCGGUCCUCACAGGGAGCCAGCCGUGGAGCACUGUCGUGUUGUGAGAGGGAGACAUUAAAGCUCAUUUUAUGACACACA